CUCGCUUAGCGGGAAAUUUGUGUGGGAUUCCAUUUCGACAUCACACUGUGGACCAACCGACUCCAAACGCUUGACCUGCUCUCUCUAUUCAAGGCCUUCGGAUGCGAUAAUCUGCCUCUCUUUCCCAGCUGCAAGAUAGGCCCGAAUCGCAAAUAUGGCUGUCGGAAAGAACAAGCGUCUGUCGAAAGGUAAGAAGGGCCUGAAAAAGCGGACUCAGGACCCUUUUUCGAGGAAGGAUGAAUAUUCCGUGAAGGCUCCCUCGACCUUCGCCAUCAGAGAUGUGGGGAAGACAUUGGUCAACCGAACGACAGGUCUCAAGAACGCCAACGACUCUUUGAAGGGCCGAAUCUUCGAGGUUUCGCUCGCCGACCUGCAGAACGACGAGGACCACGCAUUCCGCAAGGUCAAGCUACGGGUUGACGAGGUGCAGGGAAAGAACUGCCUGACCAACUUCCACGGUCUGGAUUUCACAUCGGACAAGCUUCGAUCGCUGGUCCGCAAAUGGCAAACUCUGAUCGAGGCCAACGUAACCGUCAAGACCACCGACGACUACCUCCUCCGCCUAUUCGCCAUUGCUUUCACCAAGAGACGACCAAACCAGAUCAAGAAGACCACCUAUGCCCGCUCCUCCCAGAUCCGCGCCAUCCGCAAGAAGAUCACCGAGAUCAUCCAGCGCGAGGCUUCCACCCGCACCCUCGCCCAACUCACCAAACUCAUUCCUGAGGUCAUUGGACGGGAGAUCGAGAAGGCUACCCACGGCAUCUACCCUCUGCAAAAUGUCCAUAUCCGCAAGGUCAAACUCCUGAAAUCCCCCAAGUUCGAUUUGGGCGCUCUGCUCGCUCUGCACGGAGAGUCAAGCACUGAUGACAAGGGCCAGAAGGUCGAGAGGGAGUUCAAGGAGCAGGUUCUCGAGUCCGUUUAAACGCGGCUAGGGAAUGAAAUGAAUGGGGCGUUGGAGAAAGGGAAUUAAAAUCACCUCGCUUCUAGUUUUACAUGUGCUGGCUUUUUAUUUUAACGUGGAUUAUGGUUAAACUACUGUUUUUAUUUUUUCUCUCUUUCCCUUUUUUGAAAACAAACCGUGUAUCCCAUUGAACAAGAAUAGAAUCUGAAAGCCACACAUGUCUAGAUAGCUUAUAUUUUCGAUUUUCUCAAAUGGGUAACACACGGAACUGAUAGUAUCUUUUUUGAACUUCAGAUGCUUUCCAAAUCCCUUGCUCCUUGUUUCCCCCUCCCCGAGUUAACAGCUCGAUUCAUGUAACUUUGCCUUUAUAAGUGGGAAACAAGCAGCUGCCAGUACUUGGACGUGCGACUGCUGUAUAGUUCACCAACUUACUAAUAGCAUGUUUCUCCCGCGUCGUCUUGCAAAUUGACCAACCCUUGAAAAUGUUUUAUAAUAAUAGCAUUCUUGCGAAUUGAAGUGAUUCUAUGUUGGCAUA
Molecule: messenger RNA, 1436 nt
Organism: Blastomyces dermatitidis ER-3
Lineage: Eukaryota; Fungi; Ascomycota; Eurotiomycetes; Onygenales; Ajellomycetaceae
Product: 40S ribosomal protein S1
Exons: 6
Coding region: 155-922 (255 amino acids)
Biological process (GO): translation
Cellular component (GO): ribosome; cytosol
Molecular function (GO): structural constituent of ribosome
Source: RefSeq, a predicted model, not a curated record